Molecule: messenger RNA, 2268 nt
Organism: Menidia menidia (Atlantic silverside)
Lineage: Eukaryota; Metazoa; Chordata; Actinopteri; Atheriniformes; Atherinopsidae
Source: the annotation of a GenBank genome assembly
UUGUUUUUAUUUAUUUAGUCAAACAGAAUAAUAAACGCUUUAUUAAUUCAUAAACCUGACGCCGUUUGACAGAAAGUUCUCUUACGUCAUAUAACUGCGCCGCUUGCUCCGUUGCUGUGGAGGACUCGUCGAGCAUGGGGCACCUUGGAGGUUUAUUUCUUCUGAUUGCACCACUCUUUUGGCAUAAUUUUUUAGGAGCUGAGGGUCACUCUUUUCCUGCCUGUCAGGAGCAGCUGGACUUCAGGUGCAGCGAUGGCUCGUGUCUCUCCAGGCUGAAAAUGUGUGAUGGGCACUCGGAUUGCGAGGAUGGAUCAGAUGAACGCCACUGCAGCCGCGUGUGGUGUAAGGACGGCGAGUUCGCCUGCCACAGUGGACGGUGCAUGUCCACAGAGCUCUUGUGCAACGGCGUUGACGACUGCGGAAACGGCCGGGACGAGGGCUCCUGCCACCACUGCACCGCCGGCUUCUUCUCCUGCGGGCCGUCCGACGACUGCCUGCCGGGCGAGAAGCUCUGCGACGGUCGGGCCGAUUGCGCGGACGGACGGGACGAGUCGCGGGAGCUGUGCGGCUCGGCCCAGCCCAGCUCUCAGGCCUCCUCGCCGUGCGCGGCCUCAGAGUUCCAGUGUGGAGACGGAGAGUGCAUCCGCCACAGCUGGAGGUGCGACCACCAGCCAGACUGCACAGACGGCAGCGACGAGGAGCACUGUGGUCAAAACGAGUGUCAGGUGAAUAACGGUGGCUGUUCUCAUUUUUGUGUGGACCAGAAGAUGGGCUUCCUCUGCCGCUGCCCUGACAACAUGAAGCUGGUGGACGACAGCCAGUGUGAGGAGGUGGACACAUGCCUGGAGAGAGAUGUGUGUGACCAACUGUGUGCUCCCAAUAACGGCAGCUUCAAAUGUGACUGCCACGACGGUUACCAGAUGACUCCAGCAACUGGAGAGUGCAAGGCCAAAGGUGCGCAACUACGUGCCGAGGCUCAGUUGGUUUUCACUGCUUCAACAGGAAUUCAGUUUGCAAAACAUCUAAGCUCUGACUAUAAGCCGUUGGCCCCACAUGUAUCAGGACCAGGUGCUGUGGCCGUUGUGGCUUCAAACCACACGCUGUUCUGGGCCCAACAAGGAUAUGGCUCUAUAUACAGGAUUUCUGUGAAUGAAAAGCCACAUAAAGCUGUGCUGGUACUGAAGGCCCAAGGCUCAGUGUCUGCUAUUGCAGUGGACUGGAUCCACUCCCUGCUCUACUGGACCAGUCAGGAAAGCGGUUCGGUGAGCGUUGCCCUGCUCGAUGGUUCAUCCCAGCAUCAGCUCAUCGGGGGACUCGAAAAACCCUCUGCUGUGGCUGUGGAUCCUCUCCAGGGGCUCCUCUUCUGGACCCAGUGUGGCAGCUCCCCAAAGAUUGAGAGGGCCAGCUUAGACGGCCAUGAUAGAAAGACUCUAGUCACCACCGCAGUACGCCAGCCUGUUGCUCUUUCUCUGGAUGUGCCUCGCAGGUUACUGUACUGGUUUGACAUGGGAACGAGGAGCAUCUCCAGAGUCGAUCUUGAAGGCCGUCACCGUAAAACGGUGGUAGAAUCCAACGGCUAUCUAGAUCGGUUGUUUGGACUUGCUGUGUUUGAGGGAUUUGUAUACUGGAGUGAUGAAGUAACGCACUCCAUCUGCCGUGCAAACAAGCACAACGGCACAAGCCUGCAGGUGCUUCUGUCUGACAUCGCCUCGCCCGGUGGCGUGGCCAUCAUCCAGCCCGUGCUUCAACCCAAAGGCAUGACCCAGUCCCUUUUCCUCUUGACCAACUCCGCCUUCUGCUGCUCUAAAGGGCCUUCUGCUUGUGGACGCCCUGGGAUGGUGUGUGAGCACAAGUGUGCUGUGGACCUGCUGACCGAGAGGCUGCAGUUCAGCUGCAUUUCUCCGGCCAUUUCGCGGGCACUCCCUGAAGCUACUCUAUCGAAUCCCUCAUUUGCUGGAAUCCUCUCUUUGAUUGUGUUCCUCAGUGCGCUGCUGGUGGGAAUGGCUGUGUGGUGGUGGAGAGAAGAAUUCUUGCCUUCCAGGUCUCUCACCGUGCAGACCAUCUCACUCACAGAGUCUCAAGACCCCCUCAUUCAGAGGCCACCCGUGAGACCAAUCACAUCUCUGGUCAAGGCAAGUGAUUUUUACACAUAUGAAGACAUCUUUCGCUCGAUCCGCAGACGCAGAAUUUGUGGUGUGGAAACUCUUAAGCUGGACUUGGAUGGUGAAUGAAGGUGUGACACAGAUGGUCAGCUGAGGGCACUUCCCC